Messenger RNA from Procambarus clarkii (red swamp crayfish), 4469 nucleotides. RefSeq names its product F-box only protein 31. The record is from RefSeq and is a predicted model, not a curated record. Gene Ontology annotation, molecular function: protein binding. NCBI's taxonomy places the organism in Eukaryota, Metazoa, Arthropoda, Malacostraca, Decapoda, Cambaridae.
AGGAAGGAAAGAUUCGUGAAGUUUUAUCAUUUUAUAAAUGUCUAUCGCAAGGCACAAAUUACUAGACAGUGAAUGAAUGUUGUGUAUUGUAUACUCGCCUAGUUGUGGUUCCGGAGGUUGAGCUUUGGCUCUUUGGUCCCGCCUCUCAACUGUCAAUCAACUGGUGUGCAGAUUCCUGUGCCUACUGGGCUGUAUCAUAUCUACAUUUGAAACUGUGUAUGGAGUCAGCCUCCACCACAUCACUGCCUAAUGCAUUACACCUGUUAACUACUCUGACACUGAUGUGCUUCACUUGGUCAGUCAGGUUGAGGUAAAAAAAUACACUGCAAGGUAUUUGCUAAACUUAAGCCAGCCUUCCUAACAAUGCAGAGUAUAUGGGGUUUUGGCUAUUGAAAAGUGUGCUUUGUUAAAAGUUAUUUUAUGGAGACAAUAGAAUAUUUCUGCAAAUAGACUUCAGCAAAUAAGUUGGUGACAAUGGCAGCUUGUGGUCUUGCUGAGCUGCCAGAGAUUGUGUUGGUUUAUAUUUUACGAUGGUGCAAAGCCCGAGAUUUAGUGGCUCUUAGCUCAACGUGUCAGCUCUUCUAUCAGUUGACAGCUUAUGACCUUCUUUGGAAAGACUUGUGCUGGAAAGAUUUCAGCAUUGCUCAACCUGAUCUUGGCCCCAUAGUUUCAUAUCGAAAGCUUUAUACAAACUUGUUGCACAAGUAUGGAUGUAUUCUGGGAGUAUAUCAGUCUCAAGUUGUUCCUUGUGGUGGACUUGUGGAAAUUAGGUACAAAGCUGGUUCAAUUGAGGGUGUACAGUGGGAAUCUUCACUGGAACAAAAUGUAUUCAACCCACUGAAAGAGUCCAUCAUUUUUACCAUUAUUGGCAAUGAAGAACCUCCCAAAUGUGUGUGUAUUCCCAACAUAUAUCCACACAACUGCACUUUGGAAAUUGAUAAGAGGAAGGGGAUUGUGACUCAGCAUUGUUCCAGCUCUGAAAAACAUAUAACAGAAAUUAGGGAUCAAUCUGGAUUUGAUUCAGUGGACUUUCAUCUUGAACCGAGGCACAUUUAUUUGACUUUCUUAAAUGAAGUGAUUGGAAAUGGUUUGGUUUAUAAGCCACUGAUUUUGCCGACGCCUUAUGAUAUACCGGAUGAUUUGAAGGCAAAAGAUGGCUCCUUUCCAUCCCAGAUAAUAACACCAGGACUAUUCCAAGGCUCUUAUGGAUCACAUGGUCUUGAGAUAAUUCUCUUUAGAUUUAAAGAUGAAUAUGAAAUACAUGGACACAAGGUAACAGGUGAUGUCAAUGUUCAUGCAAACAAAAUCUCUGUUAAAAUUCUGUUAAAAUACCCAGUAAGUCCUUCCAGAGAAGACCAAAGAAGUCUUUCUGUCCUGAUGAGUAUGGAGCCUACCAUGAGUAAUACUCCACUUUCUGCCAUUACUGAACAACACUUCAUUCUUCCAGAUGACUGCCAUCACAAUACUAUUACACCUAUACCUACAGUGUGCAAAGCCAGGUUUCAUGGAUUUGGCCAGAUUGCUUUUAUAUGGUUUCAGAGACCUAGUUUUACACCAGUUCAGGUAAUUGUGUUUAACAAUGAUCUGCUUGGUGUCAUUUGGUUAGAACUUAAUUCUUUCAGUCUUUAUUCACGAAUAAAGAAAACGUUUACAACCAACAUCCUUCAAGUUGAUGAGAGUGCUGUAUGAUUUAAGGUAAAGACUAAUAGUGUACUUAAAAUUUUGUAACGAUAUGCAUCAUUUUCUCAUUCCCUUCAGUAAAGGGCUGUGGGUUAUUAAGCUGGGAGCCUAUAUUCCCAUAUUUUAAACAUAGAUGCUGUACAGUAUAUACACAAUGUACCUUGUACACACUGAAUGAUGACAGGGUAGAAAAUGUUGAAUGUCCUUGUAAAACGAGACCUGUUAAAAGUAUAUAUCAUACAUGAAAGAAAUAGGAGGAAUACUACAUCUUAAUCCGAAAUGUAGAUUGUAGUUUUGGGGGAAAUUGAGUUGGUAACAAAAAUUCCUUGGCAAGGUAUGGAAUGCAAGUCAGUUAAUUGUAAGAUUGAGUGAAUUGAGAUCUGUUGUAUUGAAUAAUUGGAUAAUGAUAUAAUGGGGAAGAGACUGAAAUUGAGGAUAGGAGGAGAACCAAAAGGAUAAUGAACUGACAGGAUGAUUGUGUAAGAAAGCAGAGAUUAAUUAUAAAAACACACAAGAAGCAGUAUGAAGUGGUGGAGUUACCUUGUGGAUGUUUUGCUGGAGUGUGAUUGUGCAGAUUUUAUGUCCUUGUUAGUGUGUAAGUUAUAGUGAAUGACCAUGUCUUUUGGAGGAUUGUAACAUUCUUUCCUAGUAUUACUGUUUUAUUUUCCUUGACCUUAUUGUCCCUAUCUCUUCACCACUAACUCAAGAAUAAUAAUUAUUAUACUUUCCCAUCCCAUAAAAGUAAUAGUGUGGUAAACAAGUUCUGUAGUGCAAUAAGCUUAUAAUGGCUUUAUAACUUUCCAAUUAGAAAACUGGUUGAAAACUUCACAAAUGUAUAUUAUACGCUGAUCAAGUAUGAGUUUUGGCAUUACAGUUACACAAACUCUAUUUUAAUUUAAAUUAAUGUAGUACAAUGUAGAUCUCAAGAUAAAAACAUUUGAUGUGUCUUUGAACUUGAGUACAGAAUAGAAACUGCACACAUUCUUAAACUUGAAUCUUCUUUAAUAAAUAUCUUUACCAAAGAAAUUUAACAUUUUACUUUGUGCUGUUUCAGAAGAACCAGGUUGUAUGCUGUGUGUUUCUGGAAGGGUUCACUUGAUAGCUUCCUGAGUUAAGUGCUGUUCCAGCCAAACCUUAAGGAGAUGCACCAGGCAUCUUGAGAUCCACUCUUGCUUACUGGAAGCCAGGACCAGAACCUGGCUCUCUCUGAGGUGAAGGGAGGCUGGGGAUCUGAAAUCAACCCAAAACUGAGAAAAGAUCCACCAGAAGCAUAAAUGAAUAAGCCACUGUCAAGUACCCUUAGGUAACAAAGUAAAGAAUUGUUGCAGCCAUGUAAACACCCUAACUGGAGCAUCAGACUGCAACAGGUGUCUUCCCAGGAUCUGUUCCUGGCUCUUCCCAGGCUCUGUCCUGGUUCUUCCCAGACUCUGUCCUGGCUCUUCCCAGGCUCUGUCCUGGCUGACUUUAAGAAUUCCUAUCUUAUUCCUAUCUCCUUCUCAUUCGGUGGUUAUAAUAGGAGCUGCCUCGUAUGGGCCAAUAGGCCCUCUGCAGCUCUUAUUAUUAUUACUAUCUCCUCUACUACACCUUACUUUGCUCCUCAGCUCUCUCUUGCCUAUUUAUUGUUUGUCUCUACUUCCUCAUCACAAUCGACUUGAGAAUGGUCCAGGACGGACCAAAACGUCGUCGUCCCUUCACCUUCUAGUGUGUGGUUUGCCUUUGCAUCCCAGAUGUUGGUGGCUGUCUAGCUAGCCUGGUGAAGUGGUUGCCAGUUUCCAGGACUAUGGACUCUGGGUUUAGGGUUCUUAUGUUUGAGUCUCCUGCUGUUAAUUUUCUGGUGUCCCCCUAAGCCUUUUGGUUUCAGACAACUGUUAAUCUGUCCAUGCUCCCUGCCCUAAUUCCUCGCUGCUUAGCUGCUAUUUUGGCUGGCUUGAGGCUUGUUGUAGAUGGAUCAAGUUGAUGGAUCUCUAUGGCUCUGCCUGAAUGUUCCUUGGCUUUGCCACUGGUAUUGCAUUUGUUUAGUAUGCUAGGGGUACCUCUCUGCCAUUGGCCCCACCUCUUUAUUAUUUUCCCACUGGUAAGCCCUGGCUACAUUUUCCUGCUUACUGAUUAGCUCUUUUAAAAAAAUGCAGGCCUCUGCCAAGAGCCAUUGUCAGUUAGCUCAGGGGCUACUGAAAGGGAUCAUCCAAGAAAUCUAGCAUUGAAUGGAAAGAAAUUAUCUUUUUAGGUGGGGCACUUUGUAGCACCCUUUUCCUGCCCAGUUCCUUUCUUUGGUGUGGGGUAGUGGAGUUUUGUUUAGGCAGCUCAUGAGUGGGGAACAGACUGAUUGGGCCCCUGGAUUGUCACUUGUGGCGGUUGAACGCAUCCCGAUAAGGGUGUUUACACUACAGCACAAAUCAUUUGCCUUGUUACCUGAUGGUAAUUGUUGCACUUAUACUUUGUGUUAGGUUAUUUUAUCGAUUUUGCAUUGGUCUCUAAUUCCCAAGCUUCUUGUACAUGUAGAAAGAACCAGAUUCUGGCCUUUGCUUCCAGUAACUGUGGGUCUCAAGAGACCCAGUGCAUCUUCUUAAGGCAUGGCUGCAUCAGCACAAACCUCAAAGAGCUACAAUGUGCCUUGCCAGAAAAAAACAUUUUAUUACGUUAUGCUUGAUAAUUGUAUUUUUUUUUUUUUUUUUUUUUUUUUUUAAUUUAGCUGAUGAAAUAGUGAAUUGGUCUGAGGGUUGUCACUUUUAUCCACUAGGUGUUGAGUACAUCAAAACUGAUAACUUUAUAUAUUAAAUAUUUAUUUUCUC